Molecule: messenger RNA, 2656 nt
Organism: Girardinichthys multiradiatus
Lineage: Eukaryota; Metazoa; Chordata; Actinopteri; Cyprinodontiformes; Goodeidae
Gene: ndrg1a
Product: N-myc downstream regulated 1a
Exons: 14
Coding region: 247-1371 (374 amino acids)
Biological process (GO): signal transduction
Cellular component (GO): cytoplasm
Source: RefSeq, a predicted model, not a curated record
UCUCUGCCCAACACUGGCUGAUCCAAUUUAAGGAUGUCUUCAUCCAGAAUUAGCUUGUUUUGACCAGCCUGCAAGGCACCCUGGGAGGCUGGGGAGCUUAAGGCAGACCGGUAAGCAGCGAGGGUAUAAAAUGCAGCUCAUGGCAAAGGGCUGGACAACUUUAGAGGCUGCCAAGUGUGGAGAUCUGUAGCUCAGGAGGGAGCAGUUUUCAACAGUGAGCGGUGUUAGAACUUGUGUCCUGCAAACAUGGUUCUGGAGGAUUCUGAUGUGGAAAUGAUCGUUGCUGAGCUUGAAGUCAGCGAGCAUGAUAUUGAGACUCCUCAUGGAAGAAUCCAUUGCACGAUGAAGGGGACUCCCAAAGGGGAUAGACCAGUCAUCCUUACCUUCCAUGACAUUGGCCUAAACCAAAAAACCUGCUGGGACCCGCUCUUCAAUCAUGAGGAUAUGGCAGAAAUCAUGCAGCACUUUGCCGUGUGUCACGUUGAUGCCUUGGGUCAGCAAGAAGGAGCCAACACCUUUUCCACUGGGUAUGAGUAUCCCUCUAUGGACCAGCUGGCUGAAACCCUCCCAUUGGUGCUGAAGCACUUUGGCUUGAAGAGCGUCAUUGGAAUGGGCAUCGGAGCUGGCGCCUACGUGCUGACCCGAUUUGCUCUGGACUAUCCAAAUAUGAUGGAGGGGCUCAUGCUCAUCAACAUCAACCCAUGUGCUGCGGGAUGGAUGGACUGGGCUGCCCACAAGAUCAGUGGCUGGACCCACGCUGAGCCUGAUAUGAUUAUUACCCACCUCUUUGGAAAGGAGGAGAUCCACCACGAUCUGGUCGCUAGAUACCGCCACCAUAUCAUGAAUGACAUGAACCAAUUCAACCUUCAUCUCUUUGUCAAGGCCUAUGAGAGCCGGAGGGAUCUGGAUAUUGAGAGGCCGGUCCCUGGACAUAAUGCCAGAACUCUCAAGUGCCCUUCCCUGCUGGUUGUCGGUGACAGUUCGCCUGCCGUGGAUGCUGUGGUCGAGUGCAACACCAAGCUGGACCCAACAAAAACAACCCUUCUUAAGAUGGCUGAUUGUGGAGGCAUGCCCCAGGUCGACCAGCCAGGAAAACUGACAGAAGCUUUCAAGUACUUCAUUCAGGGAAUGGGAUACAUGCCUUCUGCCAGCAUGACCCGCCUGGCCCGCUCCCGCACCGCCUCUAGCUCCAGCGUAACCUCCGACGGCAACCGCUCACGCUCCCACACCCAUGACGGCAACCGCUCGCGCUCGCACACAAACGAGGGGAGCCGGAGCCGCAGCCACACGACUGAGCACGGCCACACGGAUGGCACGGCCAACAACAACGUGGACCAGCCUGUGGCUAAGUCCACCGAACUCUCCUGCUAAACUGACCCCGCCCUGUUGCUGCAGACAACACGAACCUCUCACGGUCCCUUCAUGUUGUGCUGCGCUACCUCUUAAUUUCACACAUACACUCAGAUUCCUACACACUUAAACAGAUAGGGACACUAAGAUGGCAUAACGGGAAAUGUAAAAAAAACCAAAAAGGCACAAAGGAUUCUCGUCUGCAGACCUUCCACUGCAGCUGAGAUGCCUAAAUUUGAAAAUCAUUAGAAUAGAAGGUAAUGGUCAACCGUUUUUGUCAUUCAGGGAAUCAUACAAACACAAACACACAAAACAUCUGCACUCUUUAGUUGGGCAGGGGAGCAAAUGGAGGCACCGCAUCAUUUGUGGACACCAAAACGGAGAAUAUCAGAAAAAGCUGUGGCUAAGAGAACUCCAGCUUGUAAACUAUUUCUCAUGCAUUUAAAGCAGAUUUAUAAUCCAGCAUUCCUACCUUUUGUUUUUCUCUACUUUUACCAUAUUUUGACGCAGCUUUCUCUAAUUUACCCGACUGUAAAUGUCUUGUGUUGUUUGUAAUUGUCUGAUCAUUUACUCUUAUUUUUUUCAAGUGGUGUCGUUUGUGCAUAGGAGCAGAUUUGUAGUUAUGAGGGGAGAGAAUAAGAAGGCACUAGAAUGGAUGAAUCAUGAAGGGUUCAUUGUAUCUGUAGCUUCACAAAUGUAAGGGAGAAAGUUUCAGGUUAUACUGUAAAUAAUGGUAAUUUCAUUCAGCUGAUGUUAUCUCUGAGGUGUUGGGUUUAUUUACUCUUUUCCCCCUUACAAUUUUCUUGCAAACUUCUAGUUUGCGUGUGAAAUAUGACUUGAAUUAAGACUGAACAUUUUUGAGAACAUUUCACUAAGAAUUAGCUUUAAAAUUAAUUAAAAUACAAAUUCAUUUGAGUUUUUCCAUCAUAUAUACUUUAUUUCCUUCAAUUUUUUCCCCCCCAACCUAUAUGUACUGUCUAUGCAAUCAAGCAGAAAGGAACAAAAAAAAAAGUGCCAUGAAAUUGUUCGCUUUCGAGAUGUGAUGCUCCUUUGUGGAAUUGAAUUUGUGGGGUGAGUGCAGAUAGAGAGGUCCACAUGUUGGCAUGAGGAUAGCCAUAGAACUUACCCGAUACCACUUCCUGUAUUUUACUUGCACUACAGCAAUAUAUCACUUUGCAGACGAUAUAAACGCAGCUUUGUAAAGAUGAAAUGCACAAACCAUCUAUUGCUGUAGGGAAAAAAUAGCAUUAAAAUGAAAUAACUGUAUUUAUUAAAAAAAUGACAAUUAAAAAAAACCUGUAACAGA